Molecule: messenger RNA, 588 nt
Organism: Opisthocomus hoazin
Lineage: Eukaryota; Metazoa; Chordata; Aves; Opisthocomiformes; Opisthocomidae
Source: RefSeq, a predicted model, not a curated record
AUGGACGGGCGGGCGGCCGGGGCUCUCGUCACGCAGCAGCGCAGGAGGAAAUUGGUUUUCUCUCCUAGUGUGAAGCAGGAGACGGGCACACCGCAUGCAAAAGGGCUUCCUAAUAAUAAAUCCACAGAUCUGAAGCUGGACAAACUCCGGGUUGAAAAGGCACCACGCUACGAGAGAAAGCAGAAAUUCUGGUGUGACUACGUGACAGCAGCCGCUGCGGCUUGCAGACCUUCUACUUGCAGACCUUCUACUUGCAGACCUUCUACUUGCAGACCUUCUACUUGCAGACCUUCUACUUGCAGACCUUCUACUUGCAGACCUUCUACUUGCAGACCUUCUACUUGCAGACCUUCUACUUGCAGACCUUCUACUUGCAGACCUUCUACUUGCAGACCUUCUACUUGCAGACCUUCUACUUGCAGACCUUCUACUUGCAGACCUUCUACUUGCAGACCUUCUACUUGCAGACCUUCUACUUGCAGACCUUCUACUUGCAGACCUCGGGCGGGCAGACCGGUUUCAGCACCGCGCUUGUUCCGAGCCGCUGCCAGAGCGAUCGCAGCACCGCAAACAUUUUCCUAUUUUUGA